This is a messenger RNA of Ostreobium quekettii, 630 nucleotides long. The record is from the annotation of a GenBank genome assembly. Lineage: Eukaryota; Viridiplantae; Chlorophyta; Ulvophyceae; Bryopsidales; Ostreobiaceae.
AUGAGGGGGGACACGGCGGUCAGCGCUUGCAGCACGACGUACCAAGAACAGCUGAGGCACUGUAGGGCUCAAUUUGAUGAUUUGGCCUCUCAGCAUGCUCUCACUGUCCAAAUUCUCAAAGGAAAAGAUGAAGAGAUCGAGAUGCUACUUCACGCCCAAGGGGAGGCCAACAGGACGGUGGCAGCACUGCAAGGGCAAGUGGUGCAGUUGAACCACAAGCUGAGCCGCUGGGUGAACCAUGUUGCAGACUGCGAAGACAAGAUAUAUCAGUUGGAAAACAUCCUUGCGGACGUCCGCGAAAGGAGUGCUUACGACUUGCGAAGCGCCCGGUGGGAGCUCGAAAAGGCCAAGGAAGCGCAGUUCAUGGCCGAUUCUCUGCGAGACAAAGCCCAACGCACUCUAGAAGCCAUCGGGUCCAGCGUCUCUGCCGCCGUACACAAAGCUGUCCGUGACAAAGAAAAAAUCCCGGGCUCUAGUGCGAACAGCAGUCCCCAGAGCUGCGUGGAACGCCUCAUCGCUCAUGUAUACCGCCAAGAGAGCAUCCUGGGCAGCAUCGAAGCCACUCUUGACGGCAGCGAGGAGAACCACACCACCAAAGAGGGCAAGGAAGAACGGCAAGCGACCAUAUGA